UCUCUGGCAAGAGUGUACUAUGUAGUAGAACUACAAUCAACAAUUUAGUACCUCGAGAAUUAUUACAUGCAUAGGCAUAAUAUGAAGUGAUACUGUUAGUGAGAUUGUCUUGAAAAUUAUAUCACUUAAAUAACUUUGUAAACAUACUUAGGAACAAGUCCACGUUUCGUUUUUCUUUACAUAUAAAUGGCAACAUGACAAAUGUUUUGCAAGGUUCAGAAAGACGCAAGAGAAAAAGUAGCAUCAUUGUACAUCUUCUUAUAACUAUAUUUGGUAUAUCUACUUGGAUUGGUAUCAAUGGGAUAUAUGUGCAACUACCAGUGCUUAUCAGUACCUCGCCUGAAGGUUGGACUUUACCAUCUUAUCUAGUGCUGGUGGUACAAUCUGCAAAUGUUGGACCUUUGCUUUAUCUGAUUUUGCAACAUUUUCAAUGGAAGAUAAAUGAAUCUUGGUGGAUAUUAUGUCUGUUGUUUUUAGGCAGUUGCGCGAUGGGUUUUCUAACGUUUUUCCAUUCUGAGAAGACAGUUAUAAAUGGAGUUGAAUAUAGUUUGAAUUUAUUUAUUUUAACAUUCUUCAAUGCUUUAGUGGGCUGUUUUAGUUCUGUAUUAUUUAUGCCAUACCUCCGAAAUUUUAAGAAAAAUUACUUAGUAUCAUUCUUCAUUGGUGAAGGAUUAAGUGGAGUACUGCCAAGUAUAGUUGCCUUAAUUCAGGGAGUUGCAGAUAGUUCUGAAUGUACAACUUAUAAUAAGAAUACUACAGAUUCUUCUAAAAUGAAUUUAAAAUUUUCUUCGAGCGAGUAUUUUCUUUUUAUUUUUAUCGUCUUGUUUUUAUCGUUAACUGCGUUUAUCAUUUUAGAGUAUUCGUCAUUAGUACAAAGUACAACAAAUGUUGAUAAGUCUGACGAUACACUGUCUAACGAAACACCUACAUGCAUUUCUAACGAAUUGGACAAUAGGCGAAGUAUAAACCACGCAAAAGAAACUAACAAGGUCUCGGAUCUAUGUAACAAUAAUGCGAACGGCCUGAUACCGCAAAUGCAAUAUUAUUUAUUUAUACUGUUAACUAUUUGCUGCUUUUUCAGCAACGGAUUUUUUCCUAGCAUACAGUCUUACUCUUGCUUACCUUAUGGAAACAUAGCAUACAAAUUGUCAGUUACAUUUGCCCAGUUUGCAAAUCCAUUAGUUUGUUUAUUAGCAUACUGGUUUGUGGUAUCUGACGUAAAACAUAUUACUUAUUUAUCUAUAGUAUGCUUAGCUAUUGGAAGUUAUGUUACAUAUUUAGCAUUAAUGUCACCUGAUCCACCAUUGCAAGAAACAACACUGGGUGUUUUUCUAAUUGUGAUAGCAUGGACAAGUCUGGUAGCUUUUAUUUCCUACUUAAAACUGACCAUUGUAUCAGUACUUAAAAAUACAAUGCUACCAGCAAUGCUCUUAAGGGCAGGUGCAUUUAUGCAAAUAGGGUCUGCAAGUGGGGCUAUAUUUUCAUUUUUGAUAAUUAACUUUACAAAUUAUUUCAAAACAUUCAAUUGUAAUCCAUGAAAUCAUAUUGCAGUUAUGAUAUCUUUGUAUACUUUGUACGAAAACUGGUGAUUGCUAUAACAUUGUUGACAAAUCGUCUACUUAAUACAUUCAUUUGUGUACAAAAAUGUAAUUAUUACAAAUCAUGAUAAUACCAUUGUAUUAAAAAGUGAGAUACCCAGAUAUAUUUUGUUCAAAAAUAUAUUUUUGUAUUUGUACACAAGUGUUUGCAUUUACGAAUAAAGUUGCUGUAAUCAGAGAUAAAUAAACAACAUAGUAACGACAAUAUAUAAAUAUUAACCAAGUGUUACCACAAUAUAUAUGGAGAGAAAUAUUUUAAGAUAAUGCUGUACAAUCUGGUCUGAUCAUUAUCUUAUUUCUCUUUAAGUAUUGCCUUCCAAAUGCAAUGUACUUAAGAUUUUAUACACUGACUAACUUAAAAUUGCUUCUUCAUAAUGAAUGAUGGUAUCUCCUUAUUGCCAUGUAUGUAAAACAAAUGUAAAAAAUGUUACUUUGAAAAUAGUAUGUAAUAUUGUGAAUAUGAAACUAUAUUUCCUGGUGUCAGGAGCAUAUAUUUUGUAUUAUAGUUAUUAAUUACGUUUUGUCAAUUGUUGUACCAGUGAGAUAAAAGAAUUGAUUUUAAAAUUCCAAAUUGCCUGCUCUAUUAUUCUGAUAUGAAACAAUGUUGCACAUUGAUUUAUAAUUUAAUAAACUGAUUUAUUAUUUAAAAAGA
This is a messenger RNA of Nomia melanderi (Alkali bee), 2250 nucleotides long. RefSeq names its product solute carrier family 52, riboflavin transporter, member 3-A. Gene Ontology annotation, biological process: riboflavin transport. Lineage: Eukaryota; Metazoa; Arthropoda; Insecta; Hymenoptera; Halictidae. Gene Ontology annotation, molecular function: riboflavin transmembrane transporter activity. Gene Ontology annotation, cellular component: plasma membrane. The record is from RefSeq and is a predicted model, not a curated record.